This is a messenger RNA of Misgurnus anguillicaudatus (oriental weatherfish), 9118 nucleotides long. It is a transcript of the gene tet2, whose product is annotated as tet methylcytosine dioxygenase 2. The record is from RefSeq and is a predicted model, not a curated record. Lineage: Eukaryota; Metazoa; Chordata; Actinopteri; Cypriniformes; Cobitidae. Gene Ontology annotation, biological process: positive regulation of transcription by RNA polymerase II; chromosomal 5-methylcytosine DNA demethylation, oxidation pathway; myeloid cell differentiation. Gene Ontology annotation, cellular component: nucleus. Gene Ontology annotation, molecular function: DNA 5-methylcytosine dioxygenase activity.
CCUCCUUUGCUUCUGGAGUGGGUGGAACCAUGAACCGUGCAAUCCACUCCGGUGCUUUAGGGCAGCCAGCAAAGUGUGCACUAUUGUGUGCGGCUAAAAAAAAGAGAGCAAAAAGGAGGGGGAAGAAAAGAGACUCGAGCCCUUUGUGUGGAGAGGACUCAGCAGGAAAGCGAUUUUGCAAUUACUUCAGCUUGCCGGCUAGGCAAGCUCAGGUCCUCUGAUCUGUACACUCGCACGCUGGACCGUCUCACUCUGCAUUCCGCCUGUCGAAGCACACACAAGAGUGAGCGUGUGUCUAUGGGCUCUGUCUGGAUGCAUAUCAAGGGCCAGCAGCGACUCAGAAUUUCUCUCUCUGAUGAUGAUAGCAGACGUCAGACGGGCCCAUGAAUAUUGAUGUGGAGGUCUGUUUCAUAGACGAACAGAAAGAAGCAAGAUGGCUGCCCUUUAGGAUUUGUUUAAGAGGAGACUUAGACGGUUUGCUGGAAUUCAACAAAGUGGAGGGACUUAAAACAAGGACGCAGAGAGGGCGGCCUCGUGAAUGGACUCAGAGCAGACCAGAUGGAAACAGAAAAGACGAGCCAUGAGAUGGAAAAAAGUCUUCACAAACCACUUUCACAAACCAGUGCCACUCAGCAGACAGAGAAACUGCACAUCAAGCAACAGAAUGGAGACCAGUCACCUGAAACCUUAUUUCAGCAGUUCAAUGGGGACACCAACCAGAGCCAUUUUAAGUCCAGCAUGGAAGUCUUUCCAAUGAAAAACCCUGAUAACACUCAAGGGUUGUUUGAUCAAAGCAUGUAUGAGAUGAAUGGAAAUAUGAAGAAUGCACUUGGUGAACAGACAUUUUUAGACUUUCACCAAUCUAAAAGGCUCUGCACUGGUUCAGAGAUGAAUGGAGAUGAGGAUCUGGAAUUCCCGAAGCACAACAAGCCAGUGCAUCAUGAACUAAAUCGAAGCAAGAGAAACUUUAACUUUCCCGGUGGAGAUAUCUUCUCAUUGUCGAGCAACAAGCAGGUCCCAAUGCCCAAUGGUGCUAUAAAGAAUCCACAUUCAGUCAAGGGCACAACUGGUGACCUUUUGGAGAAAACGUUGUCUCAGUACUACCCAGAGCAUGUGUCUAUUGCACCUCAAACCAACUCAUCUCAAGUGCAUCAAGUAACCAGCAACCUGUCUGAACAGGCAACUUCUUCACCUUCAUUUACCUCAGGUUUUCCUAGUUCACCCCAAACAUCUGCCUCUGAGCCACUAGCCAAGGUACCCCCAGAGGUUCAAGGCCACAAUGGCUACAACCCAGAAUUUACACAGAAUGGAUACUGUGUUAGCUUUGCAGCGGACAAAAGGCAAAGGAAGUCUACUUAUCUUCCAUCUAAUCUCUCAGAUAUGGGAAAACAACAAUCACUGUGUAAGGUAGGCUUGGAGUCCAAUGUGCCACCACAGACAGGCAUCGAUGGUUAUUCACAGAUUCGAAAAGAUAAAGAAGGCCUUUCAAAUGACUAUGAGUGUUUAAGCAUGUUCUCUAAGUCCAACCAGGAUUUCAACCAGGAAUCCUAUAUACUGCCAAGAGAGGUGGCAGGUUCCCCUUUUUCAAGUGAAAUAGAUGGUACAUUAAAUUCAUUUAACAGCCUUCAAACACAAAGGACUCAAAUGGGACAACAAAACUUACAAAUGGCACAGAAAAAGUCAGCUGAUGGAAGCUUCCAGGACAACAGAGACUCCUCUUUACCACAGCAACAAACCCUUGAGACGCAGAAGCCAGAAAGUAGCUUACAUGAGAAACAAGAUAAACCUCAACCACAUCAGAAAAAGACAAUAUUACAAAGUACAAAUCAAUCAUCCCACAUCGACUGGAUUGAUUUAAACUCAGCUCCACCACCACAGACAUCUAAUAAACACCCCCACACAUGGGAUUUUUUUCUUUCACAGGCUGCCUCAAUGCAGCAGCAAAAAAUUAAACAGAGCCAAAGCCAUCCGAUGAACCAUAUACCCCCAAACAGCUUACACUCGCAAAAUUUCAGUAAGCCCAACUUUCCCACACAUGAAAGUCAGACGGAAAAUAGUUACAAAAAUUCUCAACCACCUACACAACUGCUCCCUCAACAGUCUUCUGGCUCUCUCUCUCAGGCACCACCUGUUGAGCCUCUGCAGCAGGCCACUGGCUCAUUUCCUCAUCAGCUCCCUCAGAAUGGACAGAGUAUACAAGCAGAUCCACAAUCAGAAGGAGCUUCUCAGAGUCAGACGGAUGAACCAAUCUUGAAACGACCUAAAAUGGAAGACUGCCCUUAUUCAGAAUCACAAAUGUUACUUUACAAAACAUCACAAGAUUAUAAGAAUAUGAGUCAGACGGAUGAACCAAUCUUGAAACGACCUAAAAUGGAAGACUGCCCUUAUUCAGAAUCACAAAUGUUACCUUACAAAACAUCACAAGAUUAUAAGAAUAUGAUAGAUGAAUCUACAUUUUCAGACCCUUCUAAGUCAAACACACAGCUUUUGUCUAAUGAAGUUCAAGCUGAGCUAGGUGAUGCAACACAGAUCCAAAAAAACCUCCAGCAAAAGAACAUACAGUACUCUCAGAGCACCAGUAAACAGCAUCAACACUACCAGCAAGGUUUCCAUCAGAGGGCACACAAUGAUUUGGAAUUCUUCCAGCAUCCACACUUACAAUCACACCUGUUACAAGAUUCUAAUUUUAAUAGUCUGCAGACACCUACUCAAACAUUUCAGAAAGCUGAAUUUCAAGAAACCUGUGCCCAAAUCCAGAGAGGGUCUCUGUCAACACAAGGUGCUCAAGCAGAUAUGCAGAAGCAUGCAGCCUUGCGUAUGCACCUUCUGCAGAAGCAGGAGAGGCAGGAUCCCAACCACACCAGGUCAAAUAUGGAGUCCUUGACAACCAAAAACCCAAGUUUAGAGGUCCCAGCUCAAAAGCCACCUCUUCAGCAGUGGCAAGAUCAAGACAAAGUCAAAGUCAUGCCUGUAGUAAAGCAGGAGGCUCAUUCAUUGGCUUGUGAUCAAAGCCAGCAGAGGAGCAUUCUAGCUACCAUGGAACAGCAAUUGAAACAGUAUGAGCUUUCACCUAUGUUUGAAAGAAAGUCUUUGGUCAUCAAGUCACCAAAUAAGGUGAAGGUAGAGAUGGCUGGAGAUGUGACUGUGCUCUCAACCAGUACUGAGGGGAAUAUCAAUGAACAGUGCAAAUCAAAAGACCUCACCCCAUCUAAAAAGAUUGAAAAUGGUUUGCAGUCCUUUCUAGACUCACCCAUGAAGCUGCUUAAUACUCCAAUAAAAAACCUGCUCAAUACACCUUCAAAGACACAAUAUGAUAUUCCUUCAUGUCACUGUCUUGAUCAAAUCAGUGAAAAGGAUGAAGGUCCAUAUUAUACACACUUAGGAGCAGCAUCAACUGUUGCAGGCAUACGCGAAAUUAUGGAAAGCCGGUCUGGACUGUCUGGAAGUGCCAUUAGAAUUGAGAAAGUUGUGUAUACCGGAAAAGAAGGCAAAAGCUCACAGGGUUGCCCUAUCGCCAAAUGGGUAAUACGGAGGGCAAGUGUUGAUGAAAAACUUUUGGUAAUAGUGCGAGAGCGAGUUGGUCACUCUUGUGAGACAUCCUGUAUAGUGGUGGUUAUCCUGGUUUGGGAAGGCAUAUCAACCAGCCUGGCUGACUCCCUCUACUCGGAACUCAGUGAUACUCUAACAAAACACGGUGCUUUAACCAACCGCAGAUGUGCUCAUAAUGAGGAGAGAACAUGUGCAUGCCAGGGGUUUGAACCGGAUGCCUCUGGAGCCUCUUUCUCAUUUGGUUGUUCAUGGAGCAUGUAUUAUAAUGGCUGCAAAUUUGCUAGGAGUAAAGUCCCUCGAAAGUUCAAACUGCUUGGGGAUGAUCCCAAAGAGGAAGAGAAACUGGAACAUAAUCUCCAGGGUCUUGCAACUCUAAUUGCCCCAGUGUAUAAAAAAAUGGCACCUGAUGCUUACUCCAAUCAGGUGGAGCAUGAGCACAGAGCUCCCGAUUGCCGUCUGGGCCUAAAAGAAGGACGCCCAUUUUCGGGGGUGACAGCCUGUCUGGAUUUCUGUGCCCAUGCUCACAGAGACCUACACAACAUGCUGGGGGGCAGUACUGUGGUCUGCACGCUUACACGAGAGGACAAUCGUGAAAUUGGAAAAAUCCCUGAAGAUGAGCAACUGCAUGUGCUUCCCUUAUACAAGGCCUCAUCCACUGAUGAGUUUGGCAGUGCUGAGGCUCAGCUGGAGAAGACCAAGACUGGUGCUAUUCAGGUACUUAGUGCCUUUCGUAGACAGGUGCGUAUGCUGCCGGAGCCUGUCAAGUCUUGCCGGCAGAGGAAGCUAGAUUCCAGGAAAUCUGCAGUAAACAAGUCAACCCACCCUAACACACCAAACAAAACGGACAACACCCAGCAAGCAAAGAAACAAAGUGUUAAUGAGAAUCUAGGCCAGAACACACCAAUAACAGGUUCAAACAACAUGAAAAAAACUCCAGAUACUGGACAGCCCCUUAAUGCUUAUGCAGCCCAUCAGCAGCAGCCACAGCCAACACACCCCAAUCCUUCUUCUCUUUACACUGGCUCACCAUUUCCUAGAUUCUCAAAUGCACAAGGAACCUUACCAAACACUUCUAAACUAGCAAACUUGCAUCGUCAAACACCAUCCCCUACCAGUCCUUAUCUCCAUUCACAAAAUAUGCCCAACUCUUACAUGAAUGCAUCCACUCCAUAUUCAAGGUCACUUACACCCAACCCUGUCUACCCUGGUUACCAACAUAAUGUAGGAGCACCCAUGGACAACUAUGCCUCUUACUACUCUAACAGUGUAAAGCAUAUGGAUAUUUAUCAGUCCCAAAGGAAUUCACUUUACCCUGAGCAGCAGUACAAUGCACCUCAUUAUGGGGUCAACUACCCAUCACACUAUGGAGAGUCAAGAAUGCCUGUGAAUGGUUAUAACACCUGUAAUGUGAGACCUGGCAUGCACUCUAUUGGACAAUACAGAGCUUACAGCCCUAAUAUGCCACCUGAUGCCUUUUUAAGGCCUCCCUUGGCGCAUUCAUAUUUGGACUAUGCAGCUGCAAACAAAAGCAGCCAGUCUGAAGUCUAUCCCAAAUCUAAUAUCUCCCAGAAUAGUCAAAAUUUUCCUCUAAGUCUAGACAACUUAAGAAUGCAAGGUAACAAUUUAGAGAUGAACUUUCACAGAUCAAAUGGCAUCUCUCAGGUGUUUCCUCCUGUGGGCAAUGAUUGCAUCAAUCCUAACCAACCUCCAAGUUUGAAGCUUUCAAAUGAUAACGUCCCCAACUCCCAGGUCAACCAGGAACCAAACUCUCAGACUUUAGAACAAAAAGAAGAGGAAGUGUGGUCUGACAGUGAGCACAACUUCCUCAACCCUGAAAUUGGAGGGGUGGCAGUGGCACCUAGCCAUGGGUCCAUCAUUAUAGAGUGUGCCAAGCGUGAGCUUCAUGCAACUACGCCACUUAGUAAACCUGAUCGCAACCAUCCCACCCGUAUCUCUCUGGUCUUCUACCAACACAAGAACUUGAAUGAGGCAAAACAUGGACUGGCUAUGUGGGAAGCAAAGAUGGCAGAGAAGGCCCGAGAGAAAGAGGAAGAUGCUGAAAAGCACGGUGCUGAAAACACAUCUAGCAAGAGCAGUAAUAAAAAAGUGAAGCGAGAAAAUACAGACCCUUCCGAACCCUCAGAGAAUCAAUACAAGCAAUUCCUUCUCAUGCUGAAUGGACGGUCAAUGUCUUGCACUACCAAUACGUAUGUGAACACGUCUCCCUAUGCCUUUACCAAGGUGACUGGGCCUUACAAUGAUUUUCUGUGAAAUCUCCUUAGGUUAAGAACAUUCACACAUUAGUAAAAGUGGCAUCAAACAUGGUGCUAACAUCUAGUGUUGCAGAUAGCUUUUGGCUAAAAAGUCUAGAAUGCCUGUCCAGUUUGUUUGAAGGUUACUGACAAAAGAUCAGUAAGAUUUGGCAUCACUAUAUAGAAAGGUGGAGCAGAUAGAUCAAUAGGAAUUUAAACAUCAGGUUUGUCAGCUCUCAAGAAGUCAGGCUUUACUGUUUGACCAAUAGGAAGUUUUUUAUUUAUUAUCUGAUCUGAUUAUGAUUACACACUGUUCUUCUUCCAUGGUGCUAACAGUCCAACAAAUCUGGACAAAUUACUGGAAACAAAGAUUCAUUUUUGAUGACUUUGGUGGCUUAUCAUUAUGUUUUCCGUGGUGCUAGGGAGUGUUUUGAAUGCAGACAUGUUUUCCAAUGCCUUUCUUUAAAAACACAAUUUGAUAUUUUUAAGUAUUAGGCAAUAAUUUUGAUAAUAACUUGUUUUAAAAUAAGCAAGCAGAAUUAGCUUCAUUGUGUGAUUUAGAAGCACUUUUUAUCAUAGUGAGGGUAUUUAUUUUCUGCCCUCAAUCUGAAAGAUGACUAUGUUGGCUUGACAAAUAUUUAAAAUUAAAAAUUCUUCAGAGAAAAAUAUUUCUGAUGAAUUCUAAUUACUUCUAGAGCUUUCAAACUACCUACAACAAAUUUGGCACAGAGGUGGUUCUGACCUGGGUUGCAACAUGUUUAGUUUUCUUGCAUUUAAACAUGCCAAAAAUGAAAUAGUUUUCAAUUUUUUUCUGUAAAAAAAGUACUUGAGCUUUCAAGCCACAUCCACAAACUCAGCACAGACCGUAAAAUGCUCAUGCCUUAUUUUUUUUCUCUUUUCUUUCCUCUUGAUUCUAUCUACAUGGUCAGUAUGGCCUGUAAACUUAUAAACCUCAAGCUUUUGAAGCUAUUUUAGCUAUUCAGACAGGGCUUUGUGAAGCCAACAUUAAAGUUCAUCUUGACAAAUUUCACUUAUCUACUAUUUGGAUGGCACUCCAUCACGAAGUGAAACUCAAAACAUGUUUACUGUAUUAAUUUUAGUUUUUAAAUGUGGUAAACGAUACUGAUGAUAUCAUACUUUUGACAGCUGAACAACAUGUAAAAGACACCUUUACUGAUUUUUUUCUGGUGCUUUCACAAUUUUACAAAUUCUUUAUACUUAUAUAUUGAGCCAUUUAUGAUACAUUUUUUGUACCGUUAAUGUUCUUACAAAGAACUUCGAGAAAAGUGAAAUUUCAGAAUGAGCAGAUACUUAGCUUAGUGAAACUGAUACAGUGUCUAGGUUAAACAAUGGUCGCUAUUUUGUCCUUAAAGCAUUUUCAAGGAACACAUAACAGGGUUACAUUUACAUUAGCGUCAGUGAUUAAAAGGCAGCUGGCAUGGCUUGCUGUAGGGGAUCUUACAUAAUGCAACUUUGGCUGUAUUAAAACAUUUAAAUUUGUACAGUAAAUUAAUACGCUUUAAAUGUAUGCUUAGAUUUUAGCUUAGUAAAGAUUACCUUUUCUUUGUGUUUAAACCUUUGACCUUUUUUCAAAUGGUGCUACUUGACCUACUAUAAAUACAAUGUGAGAAUCUCUAAAGGGUGGUGAGAAGGUUUUUGAAUGAUAUAUAGAAUCAUAUACCUCAGAACUAGUUUGGCAAUAGAAUUCUAAUAUCAAGGUGUUUUAUUUAUUUCCGAACACUUUGUAGCAGAUAUAACAUAGACCUAAAGGCCAUCAUUGAUGCGAAGUUCACUUUGUACUUUCAACACUUUUGAUCUACUAGAAAGUAUUACUUGAACUUAAAGUUUCAAUUGAAUUGCUUAAUCAGGGAUAUGUCAGCUCAUUGCUGUGCAUAAAUAUCACUUGUGUUCUCUUUCUAAUUCAGGUAUCAGCAUUUUCAUCUGAAAUCCUUGUAUAUAUAUAUAUAUAUAGCGCACACGGCUAACUUUGUUAGAAUCAUUUUCAUACUGUGUUAGAAUCAUUUUCAUACUGUGUUAAAGUGGAAUGCUCAGAAAUUUGUCAAGAAACAUUGCACUGAGUAAAAGGGAAAAUAGCAUAUAAAGCAAUGCAUGUUCUCUUUACUUAAGACCCAGUCCGUUUAAUUAUAUGCACAUUUAGUUGCAUAUGUAUAUUUAGAGGCUAAAUGUAUUUACAACCACUAAACAUAAAAGCCUCUUAUACCCCAAUCUGUUUAAGUUAAUUAUGCAUUUGAAAAGUUAACAAAGCAACUCAUUCCACUCUGACAUUUAAAGAAAUGGAAGCACUUCAUUUGUUUUUCACAACAAAAAAAACUUUUAGAUACCACAAAAAUGUAUGUAAAUUUAAAAUAGGUAGAUUAUUGUAAAUGUAUUAAAUUGCCAUGUUGUAUAUACCACAUGCUUGCAUUGCAGAAGUCCAUUCUUUAUUCUAUGUCCAGCUUUUGUUAUGUAUGAAGAUUGAUUUCCUGUUACAUGUACCAUCAACCCCACACAUCACAAAUUUAGCCCCUAACAAAAUCUGUUGUUUGUAUCCAGGUUACUGGAGGUUUUUUUCCUGCAACAGCAACGUUUACAUUUUAAGAUUUUCUAUUUAAGUCACUUUCAUGUAGUUAAGGAGGAACCAUCCAUUUUGUAGUUGAAAUUAGAUGGUUUAUUUUGGUGUACAGAACCCAGCUUGAGUAGCAAGUUGUGUAUGAAGUAGGAGAAAAGAGUGAUUAGGUCAGGGGUGCCCAAUUCUGCUCCUGGAGAUCCACAGUCCUGCAGAGUUUAGCUCCUACCCUAAUUAAAUAUAAUUUUGAUUAUUUUUCAAGUAAUCCUCAAUAUCUUAAUUAGCUGGUUCAGAUGUGUUUGAUUAGGGUUGGAGUUAAACUGCAAGACCGUAGAUACCCGGGCACCCCUAAACUAGGUUAUAGUGGGUGACAAGAAUGUAGCCAUACUUGAAGACGCUUUGGAGUAUCUCUGAGUGGAGUCAACUUUACUUGAACGACUUACUGACUUCAACUAACAUACUGGGGUGAACAACUCUUACAUUAAGCUAGCAGUUGAUGUACAUGUUGGUAUUUUGACAUUAGACACUAAAGAUUUAAAUGUGCUAUUUUCUGCCUUUUUGUAUUGCUUCCCUUGUAUUCUUAAAAAAUUAUGCUUAAAAUGUUGAAUUAAGAAUGCAGUUGAAUACUGUAAGUAUUGUAAUGUACUGAUGAACUGAAUGCAGUUUAUUUUAAAGUUAUUUGUUGAUUUGUUAUCAUUCCUGAUUCCUGAAUUGUGGGUGUUUUUAAUAAAAUUUAUAUUUAUUUCAAGUA